AUGGCGGCAGAAAAAGCGAGGCGACACACUCUUGCAUCCGGUGUGGAAGACGAUGUUCUUCAACGGCAUGGGACCCGACUGAACGACGUCAACUUAGCGUCGAGGAAGGCUGAAGCAGCUUCAUUAAGAAGGCAUGAAGCAGCUGGGUGGCUGCGAAAGAUGAUCGGAGUGGUAAGAGGAAAAGACUUGGCAGUUGAGCCGUCGGAAGAUGAAUUCAGGAUUGGACUGCGCAGUGGGAUCAUACUUUGUAAUGUGCUCAACAAACUUCAACCAGGAGCCGUCCCCAGGGUGGUUGAAGGUGCGGGCGAUUCUGAUGUAAUGGCUGAUGGGGCAGCACUGUCCGCGUAUCAGUACUUCGAGAAUGUGAGGAAUUUUCUGAUGGCUGUGCAGGAGAUGGGGCUUCACACCUUCGAGGCCUCUGAUUUGGAAGAGGGAGGGAAUUGUGGGAGGAUAGUGAGCUGUGUUUUAGCAUUGAAGUCAUACAGUGAAUGGAUAGAAGGAGGCAAGCAUGGAUCAUGGAAGUACGGUGGAGAUGCAAGGCCACCUGCCUCUGGCAAACCAUUUCUGCGUAAAAACUCAGAACCAUGCAUCAAUUCUUUAUCGCGGACCGUUUCGUCGUCAAGUGCCACUGACCUCUCUGGAUGCGGUGAUCUAGGGUGUGAUUACAUUGAGGGGUUGGGUUCCCCUCAUUCCUUGAAUUCUUUACUUCGUGAGCAUUUAUCUGACAAGAAGCCAGAAGAAGUUCCCAUUGUGGUGGAGUCCCUGCUUAGCAAAUUCAUGGAGCAGUUGGAACGACGCAUGGCAACCCAACAGGAAGCGAUGAAAAUAGGUUCAGGAGAUAAGGAAGAACUUGAAACAGAGGAUUCAACCCAAGAAACUGCGGCUGAAGACAAAGAGAUGGAAGAAAUGGAAGAUCUAAGGCUUGAACAAGAAGAAUGUGAUGUUGAAAAGUUCAAAUUUAAUAAUGAAGAAUCAAGCAGGCAGCAGCUUUUGAAGCAACAAAGGUUGGUGGAGAAACAAAACAGAGAGAUUCAGGAAAUGACAAACUUGAAGCUGACAAAUGUUCAGGAAUUAAAAAAACUGAUCCAUCAUACACAAACAGGAAUAUACUCUUUGAAGCAACGUUACUGUCAGGAUCUCACCAAUUUAAGUAACCACCUUCAAGGCCUAGCUUCUGCUGCGUCAGCAUAUCAUAGAGUUGUUGAAGAAAACCGCAAGUUCUACAAUCAAUUGCAGGAUUUGAAAGGGAAUAUCAGGGUAUAUUGCCGAGUUCGGCCCUUGUUGAGUGGGCAAUCAAACCAGGUUAGCACAGUCAGUAACAUAGAAGAAGGAAGUGUCUCAGUUAAUACGACGCCUCCAAAAAAGGGGCAGAAAAUAUUCAGUUUCCACAGAGUGUUUGGACCUUCUGCGACACAAGAGGAGGUUUUCUCCGACACCCAGGCACUUAUCCGUUCGGUGCUUGAUGGUUACAAUAUCUGCAUAUUCGCAUAUGGCCAGACAGGAUCUGGAAAAACAUAUACUAUGUCUGGACCAGAUGACCUGAAGGAGGAAAACGAGGGUGUUAACUACAGAGCACUCAGAGAUCUUUUUAUUCUCUCAGGGCAGAGGAAGGACACAUUUCGCUAUGAGAUCGCUGUUCAGAUGCUUGAGAUUUACAAUGAUAAAGUCAGGGACUUACUAGUCACUGACGGUGCUACCACAAGAUAUCCUACAUUAGAAAUUCGCAAAAGUGGUCAGAAUGGCACUAACGUGCCGGAUGCAAACCUUGUUCCUGUUUCGUCAACCUCGGAUGUUAUAUAUCUGAUGAACAUGGGACAAAAGAAUAGGGCUGUCGGUGCUGCCGCCACGAAUGAUCGGAGUAGUCGUUCUCACAGCUGCAUGACAGUUUAUGCUGAAGGAAGGGAAGUAACAUCAGGAAAUAUAGUUCGGGGGUGCAUGCAUCUAGUAGACCUAGCAGGAAGUGAGAGAGUUGAUAAAUCUGAGGCCACAGGAGACAGGCUUAAGGAGGCUCAGCAUAUCAACAAAUCACUUUCUGCCCUUGGAGAUGUUAUUUCUUCGCUGUCCCGAAAGAAUUCACAUGUUCCCUACAGGAACAGUAAACUUACUCAACUUCUUCAACAUUCUCUGGGAGGACAAGCGAAGAUACUCUUGUUUGUUCACAUUAGCCCAGAGCCUGAAGCUCUUGAAGAAACUAUUAGCACGCUGAAAUUUGCCGAACGUGUCUCCACUGUUAGAAUGGGAGCUUUACGACCUAACAAAGACAGCACUGAUGUGAGAGAGCUCAAAGAGCAGAUUGCUAGUCUAAAGGCAGCCUUGUGGAGAAAGGAGAAAGAAGCAGAACAGCUUCGACAUUCUCAAAUACCAAGACCCAGAUCUUAUGGGUCUUCUCCUAAACAGGCAAGUUGGACCUUAGGAGGCCGUACGAAACCAGGAGAUGAUCAUGAUUCUUGUAGCCUGGAGAAGAAGGCUACGUCAAAGCUAAAAAGACGAAGCCUCGAUCUCCAAGAAAUGAAUAUGAAUUCAAACGCAUGGCCACUUGUUGGUGGUCAUAGGGUGAAUGGGAAGGAGGAAGAUGAGGUCUCAAUUUGUGGGGAUCGGGUUGAUAACCUCACGUUGAAGAGGCAGGACAGCUUAAGCAGUGAUGAUAACCUGGUGGGACAAUGGGAAGCAGAAAGCAAACAAUUUUCUCAAAUAUCCCCGGAUCGUUCCAUUAAAGUCACACUUAAAAAAGAGGAUAAGAGGGGAUAUGGUGAUUUACAAAGCAACCUGAGCGAGUUGGUUGUAAUAGAUGACGGCGAUGAGCAAGAGGUUGUAACUAGUGAUUCUUCAGAAUCAGACUUGAAUUGGCUUGUUGAUAUGCCAAAAGCAACUAGCAUGUCCAAUGGAUCGUUCUCUCAAGCAAAGAAGUUAAGUCAACCAAUACCAAUAAAGAACCCUCAAAUAAGAAAUGCAAAUAGUAGUGUGAUUCCAUCAUUGAUUCCUUUGCCAUCAAGGAAAGAAGCUGUAAGUCGGUUGAAAAAGCGGUCUAGUCCUCCAAAGGCAAAGACAAGGGCUAGGAGAGUCUGAUCAAAACAACAACACUUUGUGUAAAAUUUUAGGCGUAGUGACAGAAAUUUUUUCCUUUUUUAAUUUUCAUAUUUU
Messenger RNA from Neltuma alba, 3141 nucleotides. RefSeq names its product kinesin-like protein KIN-14I. Gene Ontology annotation, biological process: microtubule-based movement. Gene Ontology annotation, cellular component: microtubule cytoskeleton. The record is from RefSeq and is a predicted model, not a curated record. The transcript is spliced from 19 exons. Lineage: Eukaryota; Viridiplantae; Streptophyta; Magnoliopsida; Fabales; Fabaceae. The coding region runs from base 1 to 3066 and encodes 1021 amino acids. Gene Ontology annotation, molecular function: microtubule binding; microtubule motor activity; ATP binding.